Molecule: messenger RNA, 1797 nt
Organism: Aspergillus saccharolyticus JOP 1030-1
Lineage: Eukaryota; Fungi; Ascomycota; Eurotiomycetes; Eurotiales; Aspergillaceae
Product: alpha-amylase
Exons: 10
Coding region: 1-1731 (576 amino acids)
Biological process (GO): carbohydrate catabolic process
Molecular function (GO): calcium ion binding; alpha-amylase activity
Source: RefSeq, a predicted model, not a curated record
AUGGAGGGGUGGUGGAGGAAGGCUUUGGUGGUUGCAGGCGUUCUGGCGAGCUGCACAGUAAGGGUUGACGCCGCCUCCAGGGAUCAAUGGAUCAGUCGCUCCAUCUACCAAAUCGUUACCGAUCGCUUUGCACGAUCCGACAAUUCGACCACUUCCGCUUGUAAUGCCGCACAGGGCAAUUACUGUGGAGGUUCUUUCCAGGGUAUCAUCCAAAGGCUCGACUAUAUCCAAGAACUGGGCUUCGACGCGAUCUGGAUCUCGCCCGCGCAAAGCCAGAUUACAGCUCGAACAUCGGAUCUCUCAGCAUACCAUGGGUACUGGCCAAAUGAUCUCUAUUCCAUCAACUCCCACUUCGGCACUCCCAAUGACCUCAAGGCCUUAUCCUCCGCAUUGCACAAGCGUGGAAUGUACUUGAUGCUUGAUGUGGUGGUUGGAGACAUGGCUUGGGCGGGAAAUUCUUCGACCGUCGAUUACAGCAAAUUCAAUCCUUUCAACGAUCGGAAAUACUUCCACGACUUCAAGCUACUCUCUAGCGACCCACUGAAUGAUACAUGCGUUCUGGAUUGCUGGCUAGGCGACGACGUUGUCUCACUCCCAGAUCUGCGGAACGAGGACCAACAAGUCCAGCAGAUGCUGGGCACUUGGGUCUCGCAAUUAGUUUCGAACUACUCUAUCGAUGGGUUGCGCAUCGACAGUGUCUUGAACAUCCCCCCUGAGUUUUUCUCGAGCUUCAACAAAUCCGCCGGAGUCUUCCUGUUCGGCGAGGGCGCAACCCAAACUGCGGCGGAUAUCUGUCCUUUACAGCCCAAUGUGAGCGGCCUGCUGAAUUAUCCGCUGUAUUAUAUCCUGACCAACGCCUUCAAUACGACCCAUGGCGAUCUGAGCGCUAUCUAUCAGUCCAUUGAUUACACCAAGACACAGUGCGAUGAUGUUUUGGCGCUGGGAACGUUCACCUCGAAUCAAGACGUCCCGCGCUUCGGUUCGUAUACUUCGGAUCUAUCACUCGCUCGCAAUAUCCUCACCGUCAGCAUGCUGGCUGACGGUAUUCCCGUGCUCUACUACGGAGAGGAGCAGCACCUCUCGGGGGGGUAUAACCCGGUGAAUCGAGAGGCUCUGUGGCUCACGAAUUACUCGAUGGAUUCAACCUCGCUCCCGUCGCUCGUCCAAUCGCUGAACCGGAUUCGAACAUAUGCCAGCGGGGAUGGUAAACAGUACACGCUCAAAUCACAGACUGGAAGCGACUAUCUCUCGUACCUGUCAAUGCCGAUCUUCAACGCAACCAACAUUCUGGCCAUCCGUAAAGGAUUUGCUGGCAAUCAGGUUGUCAGUGUCGUAUCUAACCUGGGAGCCAAGCCUGCCACCAAAGCCACCACCAAAAUCACCCUGGGCUCCGAUGGCACGGGUUUCCAGUCCCGACAGAACGUGACGGAGAUCUUGUCUUGCAAAACAUUUGUCACCGAUACCAGCGGCAAUCUCACUGUUGACCUCAGCUCGGACGGCGGUCCUCGGGUCUACUAUCCCACUGACAGUCUGAAAAAGAGCACUAAUAUCUGUAAAGAGAAUGAUGAUGAUAACGAUGACUCCCCCACGGCCACCCCGAGUAGUUCGGCUGCUUCCACCGUCAGCCCAUCCCCUUCCACUGGUGCUGAGACUUCGUUCUUCGGUCUGUCGAUGGAGAUAAGAACGGUUUUGGUGACGGUCGCGAUGGCCACCUCCUACUUAGUCAUCUGAAUCCUCUCACCGUGGCCUCGACAGCUUUUCUCUGUUAUUCUUUGCUUUUGAUUCCUUUGAUUUUAU